AUGUUAUAUAUUGUUCAAUCUCUACCUCCAUGUUAUGCUCCAGAUCGAUUCAUAAUCUUUUCAGCUUGGUAUCAGAUGUGUGAUCUCAAUAUAACAAUUCAAGAACGGGGAAGUAAAAACAAGGAUGACGAUAUGGAUGAUAUACAUAGCAUG
Molecule: messenger RNA, 153 nt
Organism: Racocetra persica
Lineage: Eukaryota; Fungi; Glomeromycota; Glomeromycetes; Diversisporales; Gigasporaceae
Source: the annotation of a GenBank genome assembly